This is a messenger RNA of Anolis carolinensis (green anole), 4372 nucleotides long. RefSeq names its product gastrula zinc finger protein XlCGF26.1. NCBI's taxonomy places the organism in Eukaryota, Metazoa, Chordata, Lepidosauria, Squamata, Anolidae. The transcript is spliced from 5 exons. The coding region runs from base 442 to 2412 and encodes 656 amino acids. Gene Ontology annotation, biological process: regulation of DNA-templated transcription. The record is from RefSeq and is a predicted model, not a curated record.
GUAAUACUCCUCGGAGGGCUUGGCGGGGGCGGGGCCGGAAGUGGUUCUCCUGAGGAACGUCUUCUGGGCGCAGGCGUCGUCUUCUGAGGGGAUUUGGAGGCUCCCUUCAGGGCUGACAGGCACUUUCAGUGUAUUAUAUUCUUGCCUUUGGAUAAACUCUUCAUCCACUUUGGAGGCACUUGAGAAGCACUGAACAAAGAUGGAAAGGCAAGAGCCAGCUGGCUUCCAAUUAUAAGCAUUUUCUGCUAUUGAGGCAGAGAGUGGUGGAGCAUUCUGGAAGGACCUUUGGAAGCACAACCUGGAAAGCAGUCUGCUACGUUCAUACCUUCAGUGCCAGCUCUUUCAGCAUUUCCGCUAUGAGGAGGCCUUGGGGCCCCGAGUGGUUUGCAGCCGCCUCCACUCUCUCAGCCAUCUGUGGCUGAAGCCAGAGAAGAAUCCCAGAUGCUGGACCUGGUGAUCCUGGAGCAGUUCCUGGCCGUCCUUCCUGCGGAGAUGGAGGGCUGGGUGAGGGAAUGUGGGGCAGAGACCAGUUCCCAGGCCGUAGCUUUGGCUGAAGGAUUCCUCCUGAGUCGGGCAGAAGAGGAGAAAGUUCUGCAGGAAGAGCGGCAGGAGAGAGAGGUCCUUCAGGCCCAGGAGACCCCAUUGGAGACCAGCCAGGGCUUCACUUCCAGGUGGAUCAAGCUGGAGAAGGACACAAGCGUUGCUCCACCAGGGGAGGAACCAAGGAUCCUAGGAAGCUCAUCUGUUUCUGAAGCUGGAGAAAGGGCCUCCAUGGAACAGGAUCAGUUUCAGGUGACUUUUGAGGAUGUGUCUGUUCAUUUCAGUGAGGAAGAGUGGGUCCUGCUAGAUCUGGAUGAACAGGCCCUGCACUGGGAGGUCAUGAGAGAGAAUUAUGAGAUGUUGGCUUCUUUAGAUGGUGCUGGAAAGGAGAGUGAAACUGGGGGAGCAUUAUGUAAAGUGUGGCUGGAAGCAACAAGAUAUAAAGACCGGGAAGAGGGAAACCUGGAAAUGGGAACUGAAGACUAUAGAAGGAACCAGUGCCCUCCCCACACCAGGGAAACUACAAUCCAAGAAACAGUAGACGAAAGCAGCGUGAUCAAGAACUGUCCUAUCUUUGAGAAUGGCUUCUUCAAUGAGUCAUCAUGCCUCUGUAUCACAAACGAUAUAGAGAAAGGACAAGCUAAAUGCCAACAAUUGAGAGAAGGCUUUGGAUCUAGUAUACUCAUUACAAACUAUGAAAAACCACAAAUAAUGGACAAACCAUAUAAAUGCCCGGAGUGUGAAAAAUGUUUCCCUCGUAAAGGAAGUUUGAGAAGACACCGAAAAUCCCACUUGGGAGAGAAACCAUAUAAAUGCCUAGAGUGUGGGAAAGGAUUUACUGAAAAGAGAACUCUUAUUGGACAUGAAAGGAAUCACAGAGGAGAGAAGCCCUAUAAAUGCCUGGAGUGUGGGAAGAGUUAUAGUCUUAAAUCCGUUCUUAUAACUCACCAGGACAGUCAUACAGGAGAGUGUGGGAAGAGUUUUAGCUACCAGUUAGACCUCAAUAAUGUCCAAGAUAGUCAUAUAGAAGAUAAAUCAAAGACAUGUCUAGACUGUGGGAAGAGCUUCCGUCGGAGAGCAAACCUCAGGAAGCACCAGAAUAUCCUCACAGCAGAGAAGCCGUAUAAAUGCCUGGAGUGUGGCAAAGGCUUCCGUCAAAAAGAUGCCCUAAGCAGACACCAGAUAACUCACACGGGAGAAAAGCCAUACCAAUGCCUGGAGUGUGGGAAAUGCUUUCAUCAUAAAGGAGCUCUAAGCACACACACAAAAAUGCAUAUAGAAGAGAAGCCAUAUAAAUGCCUGGAGUGUGGGAAAGGCUUCUGUCAAAUACGAGCCCUAAGCAGACACCAGAUAACUCACACCGGAGAAAAGCCAUAUCAAUGCCUGGAGUGUGGGAAAUGCUUUCGUCGAAAAGGGGCCCUAAGCAGACACGAAAAAACUCACACAGGAGAGAAGGCAUAUACAUGCCUGGAGUGUGGGAAGGGCUUUAUUGACAAGAGAAGUUUCAUUGGGCAUGGGAUGAUCCACAGGGGAGAGGCACCCUAUAAGUGCCAGGAGUGCGGCAAGGGCUUUAUCUACAAGAGAAGUCUUUCCCUGCAUGAGAUGAAUCACAGAGGAGAUAAACCCUAUAGUUGCCUAAAGUGUGGGAAGAGCUUUAGCAGCCAAUCUAUUCUCAAAAAUCACCAGGAUAUUCAUAUAGAAGAAAAGCCAUGCACAUGCCUGGAAUGUGGGAAGAGCUUCAGUAGGAGAAAAAGCUUUAAGGUCCACCAAAAACUCCAUAUGGGAGACAAACCAUAUAAAUGCCUGGAGUGUGGUAAAGCCUUUACUAAGAGGAAAUAUCUUAUUGGACAUAAAAUGCAUCACAGAGGAUAGAACUAUCAAUGUCUAGAAUCUGGAAAGAGUUUUAUGUUCAAAUCACGUCUCAAAACUCACAAGGACAGAAAGCAUACGCCUGCCAAGAGUGUGGGGAAGAGUUCAGUCUUCAAAAUAGCCACACAAUGAGGAAAACACAUCUGGACAGAAGACCGUUCUGGUCUUUGUGUUGAUUCCCUCUUGAUCAGUGUAAAACUGAGCCCCCGGUGGCACAGUGGGUUAAAGCCUUGUGACUUGAAGGUUGGGUUGCCGACAUACAAUAUAUUAUAUCGUCAUUAUAGUACAAUAUAAGCAUUAUAUAUUACUAUAUUGUACUAUACCACUAUACUGUAAUAGUAUUACUAAUAUUACGGAGCCCCCAGUGGCAUAGUGGGUUAAAUCCUUGCAACUUGAAGGUUGGGUUGCUGACCCGAAGGCUGCCAGGUUCGAAUCCAAUCCGGGGAGAGCGCGGAUGAGCUCCCUCUAUCAGCUCCAGCUCCCCAUGCAGGGACAUGAGAGAAGCUUCCCACAAGGAUGGUCAAAACAUCAAACAUCUGGGCAUCCCCUGGGCAACGUCCUUGCAGAUGGCCAAUUCUCUCACACCAGAAGCGACUUGCGGUUUCUCAAGUCGCUCCCAACACGAAAAAAGUGGGUCUUCUUUUGGCACACUUUAAGGAAUAGUACUGGCCAUGUGGAAUUGUCGAUGCCUCACCAGCAAAUAUGAUGUCGUAUCCACACUAUUUUCCUCAUUUUUGGAUGUAAGUUCUUUUUUGUGCUUGUUUUAGAAUGUCAGCUGAAAUUUGCUUAAUUUCUUCUGUCCUUUUGCAGUGAAAUAAAGGUAUUUUAUGGCCUCAUGGUGUAACGAUUUGAGCAUUGGACUGUCCCUCUGGAAAUCAGGGCUUGAAGCCCUAUUUGGCCCUGGAAGCCCACUGGUUGGCCACGAGCAGGUUGUAUCGAGUCAUCACAAAGGCCAAUGUCAACCCCCCUCAGGACAAAUCCUGCCAAGUCAACCCCAAACAUCUGAAACAACUUUAAGACAUAGAACAAUAUGCUCAGUCAGAUAUACAGGCAUCCUCUGCCAUUCAAUAGACAAAAGCUCCAUCCCUGACCCAAUAGCAUUGCAAAACCUUCAUGGUCCAGCUGUGCCCAAACCAAUUCAGCCUGGCUGACCUGUCAAGCCUAUUUUUAAGUUUUUGGAUGAGGACUGGAAUGCUCUGCAAGGUAGGAGAAUCAAUCUUCCACAGCUUCAGAUUGUUUGGGUUGCUUUGCUAGCUUGGGGGCAAAAAAAAUUGCCACAAAUUGCUUGAAAAGGACAUUUUCAAAAUUUCCUGGCCUCAAGGACAACAUGCAACCCAUGGGCCAAACGUUGCCUACCCUUAGGUUAAAUCUCAUGGAAAGUUUUCUAAGAAGAGAGCCUCCCCAUCCAUCAAUACGGUUACAGAAUGGAAGAUGGUAGAAAUGGUCUCCCUGGCUAUUAAAGCUUCACCUGGGGCAGGGCUGUGUUCUCCUCCCCUUGUAGAAAUGCUUGGAGGAUGGAAGGAGGUUUCCUCACCUUGGGAUUUCUCUUACCUUUGCCUUCAGGUAGAUGUGAAGUCACAUCAAUGCUGUGAGUAUGGAAAGACCCACAAAGUGGAUUCAGGACUUUUAAUAGCAAGAAAUUAAUAUAUUUUGUAAACACCCCUUUUCUCCGUAUAGAAAUGUGUUCUAGUUCAGCAAAUACCAUUUUUUAAAAUCAGCCUGUUGACAAAAGACACUUUACAGUUGAGACUGAAGAAGUCCUGAACAUCUAAUGGUAUAUCUACUUUGUGAUUGUUAUGUAUUUUAUAUUGUUGUAUUUUAUAUUGUGUCUUUUAUACUGUGUAUUUUAUACCACUGUAUUUUAUUUAUUGUAUGCUGUUGGGCUUGGCCCCAUGUGAGCUGCCCCUAGUCCCCUCAGGGAGAUGGGGCAGGAUAUAAAAAUAAAGUUGUUGUUAUAUUAUUA